Molecule: messenger RNA, 1449 nt
Organism: Electrophorus electricus (electric eel)
Lineage: Eukaryota; Metazoa; Chordata; Actinopteri; Gymnotiformes; Gymnotidae
Gene: zcchc17
Product: zinc finger, CCHC domain containing 17
Biological process (GO): RNA stabilization
Molecular function (GO): RNA binding; zinc ion binding
Source: RefSeq, a predicted model, not a curated record
UUAGUUAAGUGCUGUGCUGGUCUACGUUUAUUAGUUGAGGUGACUGCGUCUUGUAUUUUUGAUCUUUUGGUUAUUUGCUUUCCGUUCGUUUCACGUUAGAUGGCCGAUGAUCGUAAUAGGCAGCCAGCUGGCCUGGAUGGGUUGCCAGAGAUGUACAGCAUUUUGAAAGGAGAGGUGGCUUCCGUGACGACAUAUGGAGCAUUUGUUAAGAUUCCAGGAUACAGGAAACAAGGUUUGGUUCAUAAGAGUGAGAUGUCUGCCUCUCGGGUAGAUAAUCCUGCUGAAAUCGUUGAUGUUGGUGAGCAAGUGUGGAUUAAAGUCAUUGGCAAAGAGAUUUAUGACGACAAGAUCAAACUCUCUUUCUCUAUGAAAGCUGUCAAUCAAGGUACAGGGCGGGACCUAGAUCCCAACAAUGUCAUGGCUGAACAGGAUGCACGCAGACGAAGGCAGUUCCGGGAUCAUACAAGUCAGAGAAUCACUUUAGAGGCUGUGCUUAACACCACAUGCAAGAAAUGUGGGUGCACAGGACACUUUGCAAAGGAUUGUUUCUCGCAACCUGGGUUGCAGUAUAGUUUGGUGCCAGAAGAGGAGGAACCAGAAUGUGCUACACAGACUACCCAAUCAGAGCCUCAGAAACAAAGGAAGGAGAAGAAAGCCAAGAAAGAGAAGAAAAAACGAAAGCGACAUGUUUCUGACAGUAUUGAUGCCAAAAGACCAAGGCACUCCCACACAGUUCUGCACACAGAAAAGAAGAAAAAGCACAAGAAACACAAACACAAAACACACAAAUAAAUGGAGAGCUGAUCACUGCAUUCAUGUGACCUUUUCAUUUGUGUUAUGCUAGAGGUAAGGGUAAAGGACUUUGUCUUUCAGUGCAGGCUUUCAUUGGUCAGUUCUGAGACCCAAUUUUAAGGAGGGGGGGGCAAAAAAACAAAUACACAAGGUUUGCUCAGUAUGGAAUAAAGUUUGAGAUUAGUGAUAAAAGGUCAAUGUGUUUGUCCAUGACAACCUCCCCUGUCAACAUGGAAUUAGACAUUCAUUACCUCAAAUUAGAUGGCACAUGGAUAUGGGAACAGCCCUAAAUUAGUAGACAUACAGAAUACAUUUACAGUAGUUAACAGUGCCAUGGCAUACUAUCCUCACUCCCUUGCCUUGGAUCUGGUGAUGGAAAUACAAGCUGAUAUAAAUAGGUUGUGAUGAACUUGUGACUGCUUUCACAGUGGUGCAGUCACCCUGCAGCACUAAAGCAAAAGUGAGGAAUCUCAGACUGUAGACACAUUGCAUUCACAAGUCAUCAAAAAGAACAAGAUAUUUUAUAGGUAUAAAAUGUUUUAUUCCCUUAUUUUGGGUGUAGUAGAAAGACAAGGGACAAACUAUUGACAACCCUUGGAAAUGUAUUUGAUCAGAGAAGACGAAGACAUCUGCAGGACCAAGGGCUGUGGAAAGGGC